This is a messenger RNA of Nicrophorus vespilloides, 3158 nucleotides long. RefSeq lists its product as uncharacterized. Gene Ontology annotation, biological process: long-chain fatty-acyl-CoA metabolic process. Gene Ontology annotation, cellular component: peroxisome. The transcript has 15 exons. Lineage: Eukaryota; Metazoa; Arthropoda; Insecta; Coleoptera; Silphidae. The record is from RefSeq and is a predicted model, not a curated record. Bases 117 to 3125 code for a protein of 1002 amino acids. Gene Ontology annotation, molecular function: alcohol-forming very long-chain fatty acyl-CoA reductase (NADP+) activity.
GACUUAAACUAGGAAAUAUUUUGUUUGUAUAACAACUUUUUAAAAACUAUUCAAUUGGAUAUAAAUGUUGUUGUCAUUAAGUAGUCGAUACAACAAAUAGACUACAUUUGGAGAAAAUGGUUGAUACUUCCAUGAGCGAAUUGCAGCAGUUCUAUGCCGGAAAAACGAUUUUCCUGACAGGUGCAUCCGGAUUCCUUGGGAAAAUUUUAUUGGAAAAGUUAUUACGCACUUGUCCUGAUGUUAAGAAGAUUUACAUAUUAGUCAGAACUAAGAAAGGCAAAGAUCCUAAAACAAGAUUUGAUGAUAUUUUCUCAGGAGUGGUUUUCCAAGCUUUGAAUGAGGCAAAUCCGGAGUACAAAGAAAAGGUAUCUUUGAUAACAGGAGAUUGUGCAUUACCAGAUCUCGGUAUUCAAGAUGCCGACAAAGAAACGAUUACGAAGGAGGUGAACAUCAUUCUUCAUUCAGCUGCAACGGUGAGAUUUGAUGAACACCUGACGAUUGCAACAAACAUCAAUGUUAGAGCUAUAAGAGAUUUGAUAGCAAUGGCCAAGAAAAUGCCGCAAUUAAAAUCUUUCAUACAUAUUUCAACUGUGUACUCGAAUUGCAUCAGGAAGGAAAUAGAUGAGAACUUCUAUGAAGCUUCAAUGAAAGGAAACAAUUUAAUCGACCUCAUUGAAUGUCUCGAUGAGAAUCUGAUAAGCGACAUUACAUCACAAUUGAUAGGUGAAUAUCCGAAUAGUUACGUGUUCACAAAAGCUCUAGCGGAGGAUGUAAUUAAAUCCGAAGGGGUUGGAUUGCCUUUGGCUAUAGUGAGACCGUCAAUAGUCGUUGCGAGUUGUGAAGAACCGGUCAAGGGUUGGAUUGAUAAUGUGUAUGGUCCUACCGGCGUGACCAUCGGGGUUGCUUUGGGGAUUAUUAGGACCAUGCACUGCAGGAAAGAUAAUGUGGUCGAUAUUGUUCCUGCGGAUUACGUGUGUAACGCAAUUCUUGCAGCCUGUUGGGCUACAGAUAGACAACACCAAAGUACGAGUGAAGAUGAACGCGAGAAGUUGUCAAUUGAGAAACGCAUUCCAAUUUACAAUUUCGUCAGUUCGGCGCAAAAUGCCAUCACCUGGAACAAUUUCAUCAAUUACGCGUACGAAGCGUGCCAUAAAGUGCCUUCGCCUUUAGUUGUUUGGCAUUACGUGCUGUUUUUGACUAGCAACGUUUACCUCUACGAAUUGGCCCAUCUAUUACUUCACACUGUGCCUGGACACAUAGUGGAUUUCAUUGCCAGGUGCAUUGGAAAAAAACCUUUAUUGGUGAAAGGAUACAAGAAGAUACACAAAUUUAUGUUGGUCGUGUCUUAUUUCGCACAGAGACAAUGGGAUUUUCACGACGACAACACGAAACUUCUUUGGAAAAGCCUGUGCGAAAAGGAUAGGCAACUCUUCCAGUUUAAUAUAGCAACGCUGGAUUGGAUUUCUUACUUCGACAAUUAUACAAGCGGUUGCCGAUUGUAUUUGCUGAAAGACACGUUGGACACGGUGCCUGCUGGCAGGAGGAAACUGAGGAUUCUGAAGUACGCUCAUUACACGCUUAUGGGAUUUCUGCUGUACGGACUUUACCUUGCAUUGCGUUUUGUACUUUCUACACUUCCAAUCGAAAUGGAGGAGAGCAGCGAAAUAUGUGCGUUCUUCGAGGACAAGACGGUUUUUCUCACGGGAAGCACCGGAUUCCUAGGGAAGAUCCUCAUCGAAAAGUUGCUGAGGGUCUGCAAUGUGGGGAAGAUCUUCAUGCUGGUGCGAUGCAAGAAGGGCAAAUCGGAGGAGGAGCGUUUCAAGGAAAUAUUCGAGAUUCCGUUAUUUGAUAGAUUGAAGAUCGAGAAGCCAAAGUUUUUGGAAAAACUUGUAAUGGUUGCUGGUGACUGUAGUUUACCCAAUUUGGGUAUAAAGGACGAAGAUCGGAAGAUGAUUAUCGAUGAGGUUCAUGUAAUUUUCCAUUGCGCUGCGACGGUGAGGUUCGAUCAAAAAUUAAGAACCGCAACCAAUAUUAACGUUAUUGCUACAAAGGAUAUUUGCGCAAUGGCUAGGGAAAUGAUUAAUUUGAAGUCUUUAUUGUAUAUAUCCACUGCAUACUCAUUUUGCACAAGGACUGACAUCGAUGAGCAAUUCUACAAACCGCAAAUAUCGGCCGAGAAAUUGUUCAAACUCUUGGACGUGCUGAAUGAUGAUCAAAUAGCUGAAUGUCAGGAGAGUAUUUUAGGCAAAUGGCCAAACACCUAUUCCUUUUCGAAGUCGAUCUCGGAAGAGGUGUUCAAGGACGAAUCAAAGGGUUUACCUACAGCUAUGAUACGUCCAUCGAUAAUCAUAUCGACGUUCAAGGAACCUAUUGCAGGUUGGGUGGAUAAUUAUUAUGGUCCAAUGGGCGUCGCUCAUGGCGCUGGCUUAGGUUUGCUGAGGACUUUACAUGCAGAUCCUUUGAAGAACGCCGAUCUGGUUCCUGCCGAUUACGUAAUCAACGCCAUGCUCGCAGUAGCCUGGAAAUCAUCGAAGCAGAUCUUCAACGAACCGAAGAUCUACAAUUACGUUUCAUCUCCGGAAAAGCCGAUAAAUUGGAAAACUUACAUGGCACAAUGCCAACUCAACGGUAAUCAAAUUCCAAGCCCUCUAGCCGUUUGGUAUUUUAUAUUCAGGUUGAACAAAUAUAAAUGGAAGCACAAUUUGGAUAUAUUGUUACUUCAUACACUACCUGCUUACAUCAUCGAUUUUCUAGCAUUCUGUAUUGGUAAGAAACCGAUUUUGGUGGAAAGUUACAAGAAGAUACACAAAUUCAUAAAUGUGCUCAGCUAUUUCACUAAUAGGGAAUGGAAUUUUGAAAAUGAAAACACCAAACAGUUGUGGUUGGAGCUGAAUAAAACGGAUAAAAAGACCUUCGAGUUUUCGAUGGCCAAACUCGAUUGGAACGCGUAUUACAAGACGUACAUGAUGGGAGGAAGAAUUUAUCUGCUGAAGGAUCCGAUGGAAACUGUUCCAGCUGGAAAGAGGAAGCUUAUGAUCAUGCAGUCUGCGCAUUAUUGCUUGGUAGCACUCAUUUGGUUCUUACUAUACAAACUUAUUGUGUUGCUCUACGGAGCUGUUUUUUAAUAAUGAAUUAAUAAAGUAAAGGUUACAAAGGUU